AUGGGAAAGAUCAUCUUCUACGAGGACAGGAACUUCCAGGGGCGCAGCUAUGACUGCAUGAGCGACUGCACUGAUAUCUCCUCUUACCUGAGCCGCGUGGGUUCAAUCAGGGUGGAGAGCGGUUGUUUCAUGGUCUAUGAACGCAACAGCUACAUGGGUAACCAGUUCUUCCUGAGGAGGGGCGAGUACCAUGACAUGCAGCGCAUGAUGAGCAUGGGCAUGAUGUUUGACACUAUCAGAUCCUGCCGCAUGAUUCCUUCAUACAGAGGAUCCUUCAGAAUGAGGAUCUACGAGAGGGACAACUUCGGAGGUCAGAUGUACGAGCUGAUGGAUGACUGUGACAGCAUCAUGGAGCGUUAUCGUAUGUCCGACUGCCAGUCCUGUCAUGUGAUGGACGGUCACUGGCUCAUGUAUGAGCAAGCCCACUACAGAGGCAGGAUGGUGUACUUCAGACCUGGAGAGUACAGGAGCUUCAGAGAUAUGGGAUACAGCAACAUGAGAUUCAUGAGCAUGAGGCGUAUCACUGAUAUGUGUUAA
This is a messenger RNA of Puntigrus tetrazona (Sumatra barb), 537 nucleotides long. Its product is annotated as gamma-crystallin M1. Gene Ontology annotation, molecular function: structural constituent of eye lens. The record is from RefSeq and is a predicted model, not a curated record. NCBI's taxonomy places the organism in Eukaryota, Metazoa, Chordata, Actinopteri, Cypriniformes, Cyprinidae. The coding region runs from base 1 to 537 and encodes 178 amino acids. The transcript has 3 exons. Gene Ontology annotation, biological process: lens development in camera-type eye; visual perception.